GCUUUGAAGUUAAGUGGCAGUGAACUGUCUUAAGACAUGUUAACCUCCCGGUUAUAACAUCCAAGUGAGAAGUGAGAAGUACUGCGAUUCAUUUAUCAGUCGAUGACAGGAAAAGGGAGAAGGUAUUCGUUCAGGAAAAGUGACGGUAGGCGUAGUCUGCACAAUGUUUAUGCGAUUUUCAAAAUGAAGAGGAGCAAAAAAAAAUCCAGCAUCUCUGAGCAUCUUGAUUCCGUCUGUAACAUAACAGAGCCGAGGAGUGCAGAAAUGAGCGCGGAAAUGAUGUGCCAGCUUUACGAAGGGCAGCUUUCGAAGUAUACCAACGUCAUGAAGGGCUGGCAGUUCCGUUGGUUCAUACUGGACCCGAAGACAGGCAUUCUCAGUUAUUAUUUAAAUGAGAACGAGAGGAAACAGCAGCCGAGGGGCUGGGUGCAUUUGGAAGCGGCAGUCAUCUGUCCGAGCGAUGAGGAUUCUAAUACGUUUUCAGUUAACUCUAGCUCAGGCGAGAGCUUCAAGCUCAGAGCCCAGGAUGCAAAAGCUCGACAGGAAUGGGUCAACAGGUUGAGAGCGGUAUCACAACUUCACGCUGCGUCUUCGUCCCAAGGCAAUCCUAUUUUAUCCCGAGACCAUUUGAUCCAUCCGAAACCCGGCGUAUCGUCUGCAAUACAGUCUUCAGGUUCGCUCGCCCUUUGGGACGCUUUCUCGGCCGUCAGGGAGCAUUUGUUUCGAGCGGAACAGAACAAUUUUCUAAUGUCACGGAGUAUAGAGGAUCUGCCCACUUCGGGCGAACUGAAGCACAUCGAUCCGGAUCUUCUUAUGCUGAAAGCUUCGUCGCAAGCCAUGCUCAACUCCUUGAACCAAUGCCUUUUUAUCCUUCACCAACAGACUCAGGACGUAAUGACUACGACUAAAUCUAAAGGAUCCACUAAGCACGAGUCGUCUUCACAUUCCAAAAAGAAGUUCAUGAUUCCUCCUAUAUGAUUACUUUUUAACAAUCGCCUAAAAUCUCUUUAUGUCCAAUUGAAAUUAUGUAAUAAAUCAAGUUAUAAGUAAAAAUAUAAAUUCUUGUUUAUUUUUAAUAA
Molecule: messenger RNA, 1079 nt
Organism: Cimex lectularius (bed bug)
Lineage: Eukaryota; Metazoa; Arthropoda; Insecta; Hemiptera; Cimicidae
Product: oxysterol-binding protein-related protein 11
Exons: 2
Coding region: 103-978 (291 amino acids)
Source: RefSeq, a predicted model, not a curated record